AAUGGAUACUCUUAAAAGUACAAGCCAAUGAUGAUGCUCGAUUUUUGUCUCAUGCAUGUAUCCGUAAAAAAAUGAGUCACUGAAUCCGCUUGCACAGCCUGGCAAGUAUUCAUUACUAUUUACCCCGUACAAGCUGUAGAGUUACGAAGGUUUCCACAUUGCAUCGGCCUACUAUUAACCCCCCAAAUUCUCAAGACCUACCACAGUACAAACACAAUAUGUCCGAACCCUCAGAGCUAACCCCAGUUCAAGCCUGGGACAACAUUGCAUCUUUUUGGGAUGAAGCCAUCACCCCUGGAGGCAACAAAUACUUCCACCGUCUCCAGGCUCCCUGCCUCCACCGCUUUCUCGCUAAGCAUCUUCACCGUGAUGCGAGAUGCUUAGACUUAGCGACUGGCAAUGGAGUGGUUGCCCGCUGGAUGCUUGAUCGAGGAGCGGGCUGGGUCCUGGCGACAGAUGCCAGCGGCGAAAUGCUCGAAAUCGCUAAGCGCAACUUUGCCUCCGGAGGGUGUGAUCCCAAGAGGUUUACAUGCCACAGAACCGACGUUACUUCAGAGCAGGAUAUGAGAGCCCUCGAAGAAUUUCAUUGGCACGGAAGACUCUUUGAUGUCAUUGUCAUAAACAUGGCUCUUAUGGAUAUCGAAAGACUGGAUGUUCUCGCAGCUGCCCUGGCCCGACUUCUUAAUCCUGGUGGAGUAUUCGUCGCCACUGUUCUUCAUCCCGUCUUUUUCACCUCCAACGCAGCCAAGUCGAUCUCCAUCUCAUUCGACCCCGCCACCGGUGAGCAAGUGACGGCGCGGUCAAAAGUUAUCACAGAGUAUCUCGAUGUUUCACCGGCAAAAGGAAUUGCUUGCCCGAGUCAGCCAGUCAAACAGAUGUACUACCAUCGCCCCAUUCAUGAGCUUCUGUCUAUCUUUCUCAAGGAUGGGAAGCUUGUCAUGGAUGCAAUCGAAGAGCCAGCUUUUACCGAAGAUGAUUUUGAUGAGAGGAGAGUAGAGUCGAGCACAAACUUUACGCAGCUUCCAGCUCUACUGGCUUUUAGACUGAAGCAUCGAGUUGACAAGGUUGAGUAGGGGGACUGAUCUAGGGGUGACUAGCCGGACGCAAAGCAAAAUACACGGGGGCGAUGACACAUUGUUGGAGGGUCAUUAGUGAAAAUCGUUGUUUCAAGUGACCCUCAAAAUACAAUGUCAUACACUCUCUGGGCUUUCAGGGUUGCAGAACCAUUAACCUGGGAUGUAAUGGAAGUUGGAUGUCUCGUAGACGAACUUACACUGAUAUAACCCUAACCCGGUGGAUAGCCCUCAUACCCUGAGACGACUGACCCAACAAGAAUUUUCGGCAGACCAAACGACACACGCAUUUUGGACAGGUAAUAUGUCUUUGUGGAGGAAACAAUUCAUAGCAGAUUGGUUUUGACCUGACCCAAACACUUCAAGUUCCCUUCCCACCAGAAACCGCAUCUCAAGAGUCUGCAAAAGCUUUUGUGGCUCUCCCAAGUUCACAUGCCAAGCCACCCACCCACAGACUUUUGUCCUUGCAGCCAAGCCCCACUUUGACUCGUCACUGGUGAUCCUCUUCUGGAUGGUGUUGAAGCCUGACUCGCGCCAGCCCAACCAACGCUCAACGUCCCCACAAAGCUGCGCCUCUUUGACACAUGAAGGCAAAUCCCUCACCCAGUCUCCAUCAAAGCAGUCCGGUAUAGUGUAACGGUUAACAUAUCGCGUUUUCACCGCGAAGCUCGGGGUUCGAUUCCCCGUACCGGAGUCGAUUACGUUCCAACCAUCUGAUGAUGGUGGCAACAUUUUUGCUCGAUCCAGGGUGUUGCUCCGAGUCUGGAGAGGUGUUUUGUUGGCUGUCAGGGCAACGGGCUG
Molecule: messenger RNA, 1874 nt
Organism: Podospora bellae-mahoneyi
Lineage: Eukaryota; Fungi; Ascomycota; Sordariomycetes; Sordariales; Podosporaceae
Exons: 2
Coding region: 219-1073 (284 amino acids)
Source: RefSeq, a predicted model, not a curated record